Messenger RNA from Nasonia vitripennis (jewel wasp), 1668 nucleotides. RefSeq lists its product as uncharacterized. Gene Ontology annotation, cellular component: cytosol; nucleus. Gene Ontology annotation, molecular function: protein-folding chaperone binding; Hsp90 protein binding. The transcript has 4 exons. NCBI's taxonomy places the organism in Eukaryota, Metazoa, Arthropoda, Insecta, Hymenoptera, Pteromalidae. The coding region runs from base 204 to 716 and encodes 170 amino acids. The record is from RefSeq and is a predicted model, not a curated record. Gene Ontology annotation, biological process: chaperone-mediated protein complex assembly; protein folding.
AUAUAGACUUUGGCUAUAUUAAAUGUGAACAUUCUCCAGAUAGUCUAUAUACUUAUAUUCAGUAUACACAGUCUUCCCGCCCAAGCGAUUAUAUUGCUGCGGCAUGAAUGCUCUUUUCUCUGUCUCUCGCCGCCGGUGACAAUUAAGUACACAUCAAUAUUUAUUGAAAUUAUAACUGUGAUAAGUUAUUUAACAUUACAAUCAUGACAAAUGCAGCUCUUUGUCCCAAUCUCAUAAGCAACUACAGAACGCCAAAAAUAUUUUGGUAUCAAACUGAUAAUGCAGUAUUUAUUAGAAUUAUUUUAACGGACGUAGAAAAAUACAGCAUCAGAGUUGAUUGCGAUACUUUCAAAUUCAGCACCACGUUGAACGGUAACAAGUAUUUUGUUGGAUUAAAAUUAUGUGGAACCGUUGUGGCUGAUAAAACGUCUCAUGAGAAGCUUGGCAGGGAAAUUAAAGUUUGUCUCAUCAAAGCACACAAAUGGACAGAUUGGCCUAGAUUACAAAUGAAUAAAGAAAAAACAACUUUUAUAUGCAUGGAUCCUGAUCACAUUGUUAAAAAAAAAUCAUGGGAUGAUCCGUUUGCUAAUCUUGCAGAAAGAGAAACCUUCGACGAGUAUAAAAAGAGGAUGAAUAUAACAAAUAUUCCUCCACCAGAAUCAUCGACUUCUGGAUCAGAAUCUGAUGAUGAAAAGUAUAUCGGUUACGAUUACUAGAGAAAUUUGUUACAAGCACAAUGCCAAAUAAUUAAUUAAGAAAAAAAGAAAUAUAGAUUUAGUUUCUAUUAACGAAAGAGUAUUGUUAUAUUUUUAUAUUUUUAUAAUUAAAACGGUAUAAUAAAAAUGUUAACAAUUUGUUAAUUGUUAUUAUAAAUCAUCUAAAAUUUUUCUUACCGUUAGUUAGUAUUAGUUUUUAGCAAGUAGGAUAAGAUUGAAAUAACGUAAUACAUGUUUUCUAUUAACAAAGCAAACAAUUUAUUAUUAGUAUGUAAAAUAUGUAAAAAAUUUUAUCUAUCAAUUUAUAUUAUUUAUGAGACUUGUGCUAGCAUUUCAUGCACCAUAUUCAUAAAGUAUAAUUAAAAUUAGAAAUACAAGUAAACGGUAAACGCCCAUCAAAGUUGAUGAAAUUAUUUUACUGGAUUGACAUUUAUUAAACAAAUAUCGGUUUUCGUCUCAGGUGUAAAGUUUUGAAGAAAGAAUUAAAAACUUGUGUUCUGGCAUCGUAUAUUGUGGAAUGUAGUAGAUUUUAUUGAUGCACAGCACCAUACAUAAUUCAAUGAUGGAAUAUUCAAGAAUGCAAUCAGAAUUAUUAAAGUAGCGACAUUUAAUAAAUAUACAUUAACCAACUGUACAUAUAUAAAGAAUAGAAUAUAAAGUGAAUGUACAAAAGUGAAGAAAAACAGAUACGCCUAAUUGUAAUGUGCAGAUCAAAUCUUUCUUUGUUCUUCUAGCAUUAUAAACUUUGCAUAAUGAAUAAAUACUCGUGUUUAGACAAAUGGUAAGUUUCACUAGCUUUGGAUUUUGGCAGAGCGCAGAAGUUAUAUUAUGAACUUCCCACAAGCAUAUUCUUGUCGAUUUAUAUUUAAUUUAUAGUCGAUGUUAACCAUCUCAGCUAUUCGGAUAGUUAUCUGUCAAAUGCAUAGUUUUAAUAAAUAGCGAGUUUCCUGAA